Candidula unifasciata is the source of this 297-nucleotide messenger RNA. The record is from the annotation of a GenBank genome assembly. NCBI's taxonomy places the organism in Eukaryota, Metazoa, Mollusca, Gastropoda, Stylommatophora, Geomitridae.
GGAGACUUCCUAGAAGGACUUCCUUCUUAUAACAAGAGCAACUUCACACGAUUCCACGCAGACUCCACUCAUAGAUCUCAUAAACCCUCUGUAUAUAUUUCAACGAAAGAUUAUCCGUCAGAGCAAGUAAUUACAACUGAAAAGACCAAUAUUUUAUUGCGAUACUUGCAUCAACAGUGGGAUAAAAAGAGUGUAAGCAACAAGAAAAGAGACAGUCAGAAAGCCAACUUACCUGAUGCUAAUGAAGGGAGCUCGUCCUCAAAGGUGGCUCGCGUAAAUUCUACAGACAGUAAUUAG